This is a messenger RNA of Dryobates pubescens (Downy woodpecker), 1602 nucleotides long. It is a transcript of the gene SAMD3, whose product is annotated as sterile alpha motif domain containing 3. Lineage: Eukaryota; Metazoa; Chordata; Aves; Piciformes; Picidae. The transcript has 10 exons. Gene Ontology annotation, molecular function: protein binding. Bases 10 to 1602 code for a protein of 530 amino acids. The record is from RefSeq and is a predicted model, not a curated record.
GAGCUGAAGAUGGAAAACUGGACAGUGGAUCAAGUCUGCAGCUGGCUGAGACAGAGGAAUUUAGGAGAACUUGUUCCCAAGUUCCGUGAAGAAGAAGUGAGUGGAGCAGCUCUCCUGGCUCUCAAUGACCGCAUGGUGCAGCAGCUGGUGAAGAAGAUUGGGCACCAGGCAGUGCUGAUGGACCUGAUCAAUAAAUACCAGCAGCAAACCCGUGGGCUGGAAGCCCUCACCUGCUGCUGUGGAACAGCUCCUCCAAAGCCUCCAGAGGCCCUCAGUAGGGCUGCUGACACACCACUGUUACAUUCCUCUGCCCCUGUGGAACAGAAAAAAUCUCUCUGCUUACCUGAAAAUGAAGGAGGACAAAUUGAUCACAGAGUGCUGAAGCAAAAAAGAAAUCUGAAGUCAUUUGUUGCAAGAUGCAGAACCUUGCAGUGGACCAGCUCCUACGCCUUGCCAGACUUCCCUUACGAUGUCAAGUGCCUACUGGCAGAGAAAAAAUGCCCUGAGCACAGCAUGAGGAUCAGGAUCAUUGAGUUCUUACAGGCAGACAUGACAAAAUACCUGGAAGGAUCCCUGUACCCAAACAGCCAGCAGUACAACCUGGUGGUCAGUGCCCUGCUGCAGGCAUACCCAUUCCUGGAUGAAGAUGGCAAUGGCUUUCUGCUGUGGAAGAGGGCCCUGAAGGAUCGCUUCAAAUACGUGCGGAGACCUAUUGAGGAUGAUGAGCAAGUCCUGAGGAACAAGUGCAAGUUUGGCCACAGGAGAGGGCAGACCAGGAAACCAGCUGCUGAACACAAACCUGACCACAGCCAGGGGCAGGCAGAGGAGGAUCCUGCUCACCCCCAGGGCAGUGCCCUGGCUGGACACAUCAAGUGGCUUAAGGAGGAGUAUCUGAAAGCUCAGAGGAACUGGAAGGAAGUGGACAACAGAAUGAACAUGACCAUGGAAGUGAGGAGAAAGAUGAUCAGUGCCAAGGCUCCUGUCCAAGACAUUCUCAGGCUCUUCCCAUUCCUAAGAUGCCCUUGCCAGCUCUUCAGGGAGUUCCAGCUUCUCACCCACCUGGACAUCUACCAGAAGACAGUGGAGAUUUUGGAGGUUUAUUGUGACAGCAUCUUGUCCCUGCAGGUGGUGAGGAGCAGCCCCAUCACCGCCCUGCUGCGGGAGAGCCUGGAGCCGCUCGCCGAGGAAGCCCUUCGCAAGAGGAUGAAAAUGACUGCUGCAUGCUUACUCCUGCCUGAGGUCUUUGGGGAUGAUUCCAGCCUGUUUGCUGCAGUGAACGAGGAGGCGAGGGCAGAGACUCCAGUGCUGGAGGUGAGGAAGCCCUUCAGCGAGAGCAGCUGCCGGUUUGUGCUGCGGGUGAGCAGGGAGCGGCUGGCCCGGCUGGAUGACUGCAGCACGGCCCUGGCUGCGCUGCUGGCUGCCUUCCACGUCUUCCACCUCCCCUGCCCCGCCGGAAUCCAGCGCACCCUCAGCUUCCUGCAGGCCCUGCUCUUCGAGGGCAGGAGCCCAGCAGCCCUGCCCACCCUGGCAGAGAGAGGGCUGCAGGCACCUGGGCAUCCCCCGGAGCUCCUCUGGGCAGCAGCUGAUGCGGUGCCAGAAUGA